Messenger RNA from Dreissena polymorpha, 9936 nucleotides. RefSeq names its product baculoviral IAP repeat-containing protein 7-like. Lineage: Eukaryota; Metazoa; Mollusca; Bivalvia; Myida; Dreissenidae. Gene Ontology annotation, molecular function: ubiquitin protein ligase activity; cysteine-type endopeptidase inhibitor activity involved in apoptotic process. Gene Ontology annotation, cellular component: cytoplasm; nucleus. The transcript has 9 exons. Bases 329 to 1225 code for a protein of 298 amino acids. The record is from RefSeq and is a predicted model, not a curated record. Gene Ontology annotation, biological process: negative regulation of apoptotic process; positive regulation of protein ubiquitination; regulation of cell cycle.
GGUUCCUAUCACUGACUAAUCACCACACUACAGCCAUAGUUGCUGGGAAACAGUUUGAAAAGUUAUAGUUAGCAAUUUUAAAUAGCUAUUAUUUAACAGUAAUGCCAUAAGUAUAUAGUGCUGGAUCAGCCACUGUGAAAAUCAACCUGGUGGCUAUAGCAGCCGAAAGCUAAAUAAACAAUUGUGACAAUCUCACGGGGCUCUAGUCCAUUGUUACUUUAGACGGACGCCAACUCAACACAAUAAAAAGGCGUGAACCCCACUUCAUUUCAUUGUUGCUUGAUAAACCAAAUGAUCCGAUAUCCAAGAAGUAUCAAAGCAGUCGAACAUGUCUACUCCAACGCAAGCUACGGAUGCAACGGAAAACGACAAAAAUCGCCCCAUGGUCACAUCCAUUGUCUCGGUAUUCUCAGGUGGUGGGGAAAAGUCAUCGUUCUCUAUCAUUCCGACAACCAAUCAGAUGAAAUUGGAUGAUUCGUUGAUAUUGUGCGAACAACUGAGGAAACCUUCUUCUGAGGAAUCAGUUGUGAUCCAAGGACUCCAAAGCACGGACUUGCAGACAACAGACCCGAUGUCAACAUUUGAGGCUCGGUCAGUGAUAGAGAUGGGGUAUUCCAAGACAGCUGUUCAACUGGCCAUUCAUGAGUACAAUGGAAAAAAUCCAACAAAGGGAGCCCUGAGUUUCAGUGCUGCUGAUCUGGUCCAGAUCUUGGUUGGUCGUCAGGAGCGCGGGGAGGAAAUACCACAGGACCUGCCAUCUGAGGAGCUAGGUGCCACAGGCAGUUCUCAACAGGCAGCAGCUGCAGACCCAAUGUCCACAUCUGAGGUCCAGUCAGUGAUUGAGAUGGGGUAUUCCAGGACAGCUGUUCAGCUAGCCAUACAUGAGUACAAUAGAAAGAAUCCAACAAAUGGAGCCCUGAGUUUCAGUGCUGCUGAUCUGGUCCAGAUCUUGGUUGGCCGCCAGGAGCGCGGGGAGGAAAUACCACAGGAUCUCCCGUCUGAGGAGCUAGGUGCCACAGGCAGUUCACAGCUGGCUGCAGUCGCAGGUGCUGGGCUCAUGGACACACAGAAAUGUAAAAAAUGCCAUAUAAAUGAUAGUUGUAUGCAGGUUCUGCCUUGUAACCACUGUUGUCUAUGUGUAAAGUGUGCACACAAGGCAAGUCACUGCCCCAUGUGUCGUCGUAGAGUGGAAUUAAGAUUCAGAUCAUACAACAUGUCAACUUGAUCUAACGAAAAGGACAAUCAAGCAAACUAGAAAAUCAUUUAUAUCAUGGCCUGUAUUAAAGUACAACAUAAUACCAGACUUACUGCACAAUAUGUUUUGUUUUAUUUCUUUUUAUGUCCCCCACUAUAGUAGUGGGGGACAUAUUGUUUUUGCCCUGUCUGUUGGUCCGUUGGUCUGUUGGUGUGUUUGCGCCAACUUUAACAUUUUGCAAUGACUUUUGCUAUAUUGAAGAUAGCAACUUCAUAUUUGGCAUGCAUGUGUAUCUCAUGAAGCUGCACAUUUUAAGUGGUGAAAGGUUAAGGUCGAGGUCAUCCUUCAAGGUCAGAGAUCAAAUAUAUGUGGCCAAAAUCACUCAUUUUAUGAAUACUUUUGCAAUAUUGAAGAUAGCAACUUGAUAUUUGGCAUGCAUGUGUAUCUCAUGGAGCUGCACAUUUUUAGUGGUGAAAGGUCAAGGUCAAGGUCAUCCUUCAAGGUCAGAGGUCAAAUAUAUGUGGCUCAAAUCGCUUAUUUUAUAAAUACUUUUGCAAUAUUGAAGAUAGCAACUUGAUAUUUGGCAUGCAUGUGCAUCUCAUGGAGCUGCACAUUUUGAGUGGUGAAAGGUCAUGGUCAAGGUCAUCCUUCAAGGUCAGAGGUCAAAUAUAUGUGGCCCAAAUCGCUUAUUUUAUGAAUACUUUUGCAAUAUUGAAGAUAGCAACUUGAUAUUUGGCAUGCAUGUGUAUCUCAUAGAGCUGCAAAUUUUGAGUGGUGAAAGGUCAAGGUCAUCCUUCACAAGGUCAAGGUCAUCCUUCAAGGUCAAACAUCAUAUAGGGGGACAUUGUGUUUCACAAACACAUCUUGUUUUGUCACAUGUUUUCAUUGAAAAACUACGAUUACAACAAAAUCACAAUCACUGUUCAGUAUAUCGUUUGCACUUAUUUAUGAAUGGUGAUAUAUAACAUGUUCUCGAGGCUUAGGCAACUUGUGCUAUAAGUUGAAUGUAAAAACUUAUCACAUUUUCUAUGUAUAUUAAAUAACGGUAUUUACAAUUAACAUUAUGAUUCUAUAAUUAAAUGACUAUGGAUCAGUCAUAUAUUUUUAGCUCACCUGAGCACAAUGUGCUAAUGGUUAGCUUUUGUGAUCGCCUUUUGUGCGUCAGGCGGCGUCAUCAUUUGCCUUGUUAACACUCUGAAGGCACAUUUAUUGUCCGAUCUUCAUGAAAUUUGGUCUCAGGUUUGGUCCUAAUGAUAUCUUGGACGAGUUUGAAAAUGGUUCCAUGUGGUUGAAAAACAUGAACGCAAGAGGGCAGGGCAUUUUUCCUUUAGUAAAACCUUGUUAACACUCUAAAGGCUGCAUUUAUUGUCUGAACAUCAUGAAAUUUGGUCAGAAGAUUCAUCCUAAUGAUAUCUUGGAUGAAUUUGAAAAUGGUUCCAGUUGGUUGAAAAACAUGGCCACUAGGGGGCAGGACAAAUUUUUCUUAUAUGUCUUGAUAUGGCUAUAGUAAAACCUUGCUAGCACUCUCGAGGCCAUAUUUAUUUUACGAUCUUCAUAAAACUUGGUCAGAAGAUUUGUCCUAGUAAUAUCUUUGACGAGUAUAAAAAUGGUUUGGGUUGGUUGAAAAACAUGACUGCCAGGGGGUGGGGCAUUUUUUAUUAUAUGGCUAUAGUAAAACCUUGUUAACACUCUAUAGUGGGCACAUUUAUGUCCGAUCAUAAUGAAACUUGGUCAGAAGAUUUGUCCCAAUAAUAUCUUGUUCGAGUUCGAGAAUGGUUUCAAUUGGUUGUAAAAAAUGGCCACCAGUUGGCGGGGUAUUUUUCCAUAUAAAUUUAUAUAUGGCUAUUAAGUAAAACCUUGCUAUUAAGUAAAACACUCAAGAGGCCACAUUUAUUGUCCGAUCUUCAAAAAGAUUUGUCCCUAUAAUAUCUUGGACAAGUUUAAAAAUGGUUCUGGUUGCUUGAAAAGCUUGGCUUCCAGGGGGCGGGGCAUUUUCCCUUAUAUGGCUAUAGUAAAAACUUGUUAGCACACCCAGUAUCGAUUAUAGUCCAAUCUUCAUGAAACUUGCUGAGUACAUUUGUUCUAUUGAUAUCUUGGAUGAGUUCAAAAAUGGUUAUGGUCUGUUGAAAAACAUGACUGCCAGUGGGCGGGGCAUUUUUCCUAAUAUGACUAUAGUAAAGAAUUGUUGACACUCUAAAAGUCUCAUUUAUAGUCCAAUCUUCUUGAAACUUGGUAAGACAAAUUAUCCAAUUAUAUCUAUUAAAAAUAUAUAGUACAUUUUUAAAACAAAACAUUGUUGCUGUUUUUUUCCUUUCUAAAGAAGAUUAGGAUGAUGAUGAUUAUGAUGCUUGGUUGGUGAUUAACAGCAAAAAAACUGUUUUUUGCUAUCUGAAUAUUCUUUGUUUAAUAUUCUCGAAGUUUAAUGAAGUAAUAUUUAUUUGGCAUAAAAUUACUUAGGUGAGAAAAAACUGUUCAUAGUUGGAAUUGUUCGACCUCCAAUCAUGAACGCACACUUCAUUCCUCCAAUUGACCCUCAUCAGCCACCUAUAGAGCAGCACGAAUCAAUACACAUCUCUUAGUGAACCUUGUUGUUCUCUUUUUAGAUCAGCAACUUGUUACCUUGUUGUUCUAUUUUAAGAUCAGCAAAAUAUGACAGUGUUUGUAUUGUUCUGGUGCAGUAGUAUUUAUUGAUGCCUUUUGUCAUGGUCAUGUGAAGAUUGUGUAACAUGCCCCAGCUGCAUCAACGACCUUUGAUGUCUGGCUCCAUAGAUAAGAGCAGAUAUUAUUUAGGAGGCAAACAAUUUAUUUAUGAGGUCUGCAUUUUUUGUGUGAUCAUCAAAGAUUUGUGUUUUAAAUGGGAUUAAUUGAUUUUCUAAUUGAAAAUUAUAACAAUUGCAAGGAGAGUCUGAAAAAAGUGAAUUUAAUUGUUUAAAAACAAGGCUCUCAGGGGUGGCAGUUUUAUUUCCCAUGUUUAGUUCAAUCUUAAUGACACUUGCUGAGUACACACGUUUUUAUCAUAUCUUGAUUUAGUUUAUUCAAUUAUUUUUUAUAACAUCAUCCUCAAACAAGGUGAUACUUUUAAUGAGCAAAAUUUUUCUUGCUCAUGGUGAACUUUUGUGAUCACCUUUUGUCCAUUGUCUGUCGUCCGUUGCAUGCCAUGAAUAUUUUCCAUGUUAACACUGUAGAGGCCACAUUUAUUGUCAGAUCUAAAUGACACUCGAUCAGAACAUUUGUCCAAUUGAUAUUCAGCUGAGUUCGAAAAUGGUUCCUGUCUGUUGAAAAACAGGAAGUGGGGCAUUUUUCUUAAUAUGGCUUUAGUAAAAACUUGUUGACAUUCUAAAAGUCACAUUUGUUGUCCAAUCUUCAGGAACUUGGUCAGAACAUUUGUUUUAAUUAUAUCUUGGAUGAGUUCGAAAAUGGUUCUGGUCUGUUGACAAACAUGGUCGCCAGGGGGCCAUUUAUAGUACACUCUUAAUGCAACUUGGUUUGAACUUUUGUUCUAAUGAUAUCUUGGGCUGCAUAAAACAAGACAGUUUAUUGGUAUCUUAGGUGAGUGAUUUUGGGCCUUUUAGGCCCUCCUGUUAAUCAUUUAGGUAUGAUGACGUGAAGCUUAUUUAUAAUAUUUUCUGAUAAGUGAACAUGCUUACAGUUUUGAUUUUUAACUGCAUUGUAUUUGGAAAUUGUUCCGUCAAUUUGGUUAAUUUACGUUUUGACGUCCUCCGAUUAUUAGAAUUCUGCUUUUUCUGGCUGCAACUAACAAUACACAGGUAUUGAUUUGUUUGUCAAGGCUUCUAUCACAUCUGGCUGGAAUAGGUAAAUCCUUUUAAAAUGCUUCUUGACCAAGAAAUUAUUUUCAUAUGCCAGAAAUUUCUAUUACAAAAGUUUUUAAGAAACACAUUUUUUAAAUGUUUUUUUCACAGCAAAUACUGGUCAUAUGCAUAUACAAUCAAUGUAUGGGGAACUUCAUUGCAAUGAAGAUAUAUACAACAGGUCUUUAACUUUUAUUUCAAAGUUAUGAGGCUUUAAAUGUCUAUCCUGUAUAAUGUAUUUUUCUGUGCAAAUUCUAUAUGGAAUUUAAUGAUACUAAAUUUAUAUAAAAAAUACUAGAAUGAUGUAUUUUUAGCUCACCUGAGCACAACGUGCUCAUGGUGAGCUUUUGUGAUCGCUUUUUGUCCGUCGUCCAUUGUCCGUUGUGCGGCGUCAACAUUUGCCUUGUUAACUCUCUAGAGUCCACAUUUAUUGUCCAAUCUUCAUGACAUUUGGUCAGAAUAUUGGUUUCAAUGAUAUCUUGGAUGAGUUCGAAAAUGGUUACGUUUGCUUGAAAAACAUGGCUGCCAAGGGGCGGGGCAUUUUUCCUUAUAUGGCUAUAGUAAAAUCUUGUGAACACUCUAGAGGCCACAGUUAUUGUCUGAUCUUCAUAAAACUUGGUCAGAAGAUUCAUCCCAAUAAUAUCUUGGACAAGAACGAAAAUGAUGCCGGUUCGUUGAAAAACAUGGCCGCCAGGGGGCGGGGCAUUUUUCCUUAAAUGGCUUUAGUAAAACCUUGUUAACACUCUAGAGGCCACAUUUAUUUUCAGAUCUUCAUGAAACUUUGUCAGAAGAUUUGUCCCACUGAUAUCUUGAAUGAGUUAAAAAAUGGUAACCUUUACUUGAAACAUUUUUCCUUAUAUGGCUAUAGUAAAACCUUGUUAACACUCUAGAGGUCACAUUUAUUGUCCAAUCUUGAUGAAAUAUGGUCAGAAGAUUUUUCUUAAUGAUAUCUUGGAUGAGUUCGAAAAUAGUUACGUUUGCUUGAAAAACAUGGCCGCCAAGGGGCGGGGCAUUUUUCCUUAUAUGGCUAUAUAAGGCUAUAGUAAAAUCUUGUUAACACUCUAGAGGCCACAUGUAUAGUCCGAACUUCAUGAAACCUGGUCAGAAGAUUCAUCCCAGUAAUAUCUUGGACGAGUUCAAAAAUGAUGCCGGUUGGUUGAAAAACAUGGCCACCACGGGGGGCGGGGCUAUUUUCCUUAUAUGGCUUUAGUAAAACCUUGUUAACACUCUAGAGAUCACAUUUAUUUUCCGAUCAUCAUGAAACUUGGUCAGAAGAUUUGUCCCAAUGAUAUCUUGGAUGAGUUCGAAAAUGGUUUUGGUUGCUUUAAAAACAUGGCCACCAGGGGUGGGGCAUUUUUCCUUAUUUGGCUAUAUAUGGCUAUAGUAAAACCCUUGUUAACACUCUAGAGGCCACAUUUAUUGUCCAAUCUUCAUGACAUUUGGUCAGAAGAUUGGUCUCAAUGAUAUCUUGGAUGAGUUUGAAAAUAAUUAUGUUUGCUUGAAUUAAAAUGGCUUCCAAGGGGCAGGGCAUUUUUCCUUAUAUGGCUAUAGUAAAAUCUUGUUAACACUCUAGAGGCCACAUUUACUGUCCGAUCUUUAUGAAACUUGGUCAGAAGAUUCAUCCUGAUAAUAUCUUGGAAAAGUUUUAAAAUGAUGCCGGUUUGUUGAAAAACAUGGCUGCCAGGGGGCGGGGCAUUUUUCCUUAUAUGGCUUUAGUAAAACCUUGUUAACACUCUCGAGGCCACAUUUAUUUUCCGAUCUUCGUGAAACUUGGUCAGAAGAUUUGUCCCAAUAAUAUCUUGUUAUCUCAGGUGAGGGACUUUGGGCCUUUCAGGCCCUCUUGCUUAAUUGUUUGUAAAGUAAUAUACUAAAAUAAAUAUAAUUGACAUGCACAUAUACAUGUAUUGCACUUUUAGUUGCAUGUUCCUAUACAUGUUUGAUUAGAUUAGCUUCUUUACUUUUAGUCAUUUAUUAUAUUUUUGCUUCAAUCAUUUUAAUUAAAUUGCUUUACAAACUCAUUGCAAAACAAUUUUACAAAUAUCCUUGUUUGCUUUGUGCAUGUUUUUAGAACUUUUUGUUUUUAACCUUAACAUAUCAUGUGUAUGUGUUACUGUUGAUAGUUUAUCAAUCUGCUCCACUUGUUAUUAUUUUUACACACAAAAAUAUAUUUUUUACUCUUUAAUUCAUGGAAAGUUUAAAUUUUUUGCAAUCAACAAAUUUAGAUGAUUAAAUUUGGGGAAUAAAAAAGGUUGUUUCUUAGGUUUGUGUUUAUUUUGCAAGUCUAUUUUUGAUCAGAUUUAAUAUAUAUUAGCUUUUUUUCUAAAUUUACAGGAAAAUUGGUGUAUAUACAUUAUGUGUUACAUAAUGUGUUUGUAUCUAAUAAGGUCAUGUUUGUGUAAAUAUUAGUCAAUUAAAUGCAAUAUUUAGACAGAUAUAAUGGAUACAGCAGUUUUAACCUCCACCUUUCAAUGAUUUGAAUCUGAUUAUGUUUUAUAAAGUUUAUCUUAUCAAUACAUAACAAGUUAAAAUUGUAUUUAUAAAUUCAUAUAAAUCAAAUUAGGCAUACAAAAUAUUGUGAUAUGUUUUAUCUAUUUAAAUGUAUGUCUGGUUAGCGUUGUGUGAAAGUAUAAAUAUUUGCAUGCAUCCUUGUAUUUGUUAAUAUAGUUCAUAAUUGGAUUGAAUACAAUGACUACAAUUAAUAAAUAUAAUUCCAAUUAUUGAUUUGUGUACAUAUUGUAUGCUGUUAUCCUUUUUUUAUCAAUGUCAUUGUUAAUCAUAUUCAGAAGUAUGCUUUGCAUUGUAUUGUAUCAUGCUUUUGUUGGAACCAGUUUGUAUGUAGCUUUAACCCAGUUGGUUGGAAUAGCAUGAUUGUAAUAUUUUGUUACUUUAGACUUAAAGUGAAAGCAGCAGUUGUUCCUUAAAUUAACAUGAAUCAGCUUUACUAUAUAUUUUUUGUUUUAUGCAUACUUUGUUUAAACAUAUUUGUAUUGCCACAUAAAAUUCAUUGUACUCUAUUCUAAUUGGUUUAAAAUAAGAUUUAACUUUCAGUCUCAGCUUUAGUAACAAUCAAAGUCGCACAGAAGCCACCAAAAUUAUCUUGUUGAUCAUUUGAAUCAGUAGUGCCAACAAUCAUAAUGUACAACUAAAAGUAUGGAUGGUAAAAAAAAUUCUAGUGGUAACAUACCAACUUUUUUUAAGAGAAAUAUUUACAUUUUUUUUAAACAUCUUUAAUAAAACUAUAUUUAUUAAGAUUAUUUUACAGAUCACUAACAGACCUUUUCUGUUUUAUUGUUUAAAGGUUUUUUCUGUGUUAUUGUUGAAGGUCUUGUCUGUUUUUUAUUUUAAUAUUUAGAUUAGUAACAUAGACUUGUUAUUAAUUAACACCCCCAACAAAACAGUUAUAUUAUUAUGCCCCCCUUCGAAGAAGAGGGGGUAUAUUGCUUUGCUCAUGUCGGUCUGUCGGUCUGUCCGUCCACCAGGUGGUUGACAGACGAUAACUCAAGAACGCCUAGGCCUAGGAUCAUGAAACUUCAUAGGUACAUUGAUCAUGACUCACAGAUGACCCCUAUUGAUUUUUAGGUCACUAGGUCAAAGGUCAAGGUCACUGUGACCCGAAAUAGUAAAAUGGUUUCCGGAUGAUAAUUCAAGAACGCUUAUGCCUAGGAUCAUGAAACUUCAUAGGUAGAUUGAUCAUGACUAGCAGAUGACCCCUAUUGAUUUUCAGGUCACUAGGUCAAAGGUCAAGGUCACGGUGACCCGAAAUAGUAAAAUGGUUUCCGGAUGAUAAUUCAAGAACCUUAUGCCUAGGAUCAUGAAACUUGAUAGGUAGAUUGAUCAUGACUAGCAGAUGACCCCUAUUGAUUUUCAGGUCACUAGGUCAAAGGUCAAGGUCACGGUGACCCGAAAUAGUAAAAUGGUUUCCGGAUGAUAACUCAAGAACGCUUAUGCUUAUAAGGAUCAUGAAACUUGAUAGGUACAUUGAUCAUGACUGGCAGAUGACCCCUAUUGAUUUUCAGGUCACUAGGUCAAAGGUCAAGGUCACAGUGACCCGAAAUAGUAAAAUGGUUUCCUGAUGAUAACUCAGGAAAGCUUAUGGCUAGGAUCAUGAAACUUCAUAGGUACAUUGCCCGUACGAAAUAAUGGGGCGGAUUCCGGGAGUAAUUGGGGCAGAAUUGACACGUAAUGUUGGAAUUACGCCCGUACAACGUGCGGAAUGAGUUUUACGCCCGGAACUAAAAUUAUUUCUGGGCGUAAUUCAACUGUUUUUUCCGGGCGUAAAACAAAUCCGGGCGUAUUUUUAUACUUAGAAUUUGUAUGAUGGAGAUUUGUGGACGGAAUUUUGCACUUUGUUUCUUUGGUGGGGCAGAAUUUCAUACUUAUAAAAUAUUUGUGAAGCCACAUGACGGAAUUUUGAACUUAGUAGUUUUUACAGAGAGUAAUAUUGGACUUAGCAAAUUUCUAUGAAGCUGAACAAUAACUAUGAAGCUGAACAAUAACUUAAUAAAUUUAAUUUAAACCAAAGUACUGAACAAAAUAUUACCAGUAACUGAUAACUUAAAUAAAAAUAUUUAAUUUUAUUUAUACAUUUGUACAAUCAAUGAACAUUCAUUAUAGACACAACUAUUUCAGUCACAGUAAAAUUAAUUCAGCAUAAAGCUUUGAUCUAAUUUAUGAUUUUCAUGUUCAGAUUCUAAAACAUAUUUUGUAGUAUUUUUAUACUUUAUUUGUGAGAAGCUGAACAGGAGAUAGACUUGUGAGCUUGUGAUCAUAAAUUAUACUCUUAGAUUUGCAUUAUUAUUGGCAAUAUUGCUGGUAAAAAAAAAUAUUAGGAGGUAACAAUAACACAUUUUAAUUAAACAUAUUUUAUCUAUUGCUGACUUUUACAGUUUCAACUUAUAAUUUUAAGUCUGAGGGAUGACCAUGCAUUAAAAA